AUGAUUCAGAAAUCGUUGGGUAGUAUCUUGAUGCAAAUAUUGCCUCGGUUUGGUGGGCAGAGGGGGAUAGUCUUCAAUGAUCAUACACGCUGCCUGUCCGUUGCUUGUGCCCCUAAGAAAGCCUGGGUACCAGAUAGAGUGCGAACAAAGUUCAUUCCAGAUUCGAGAAAGCAAGCGGUGCAGUUUGUCACGUUGCAUCGUGUCACAGAGUGCGCAAAGAGGUCACGUCAAUGCACGUUACGCUACUCGUGGAGCAAACAGAGGAGAAGGGAGGGGGAGGGGGGAGGCUGGCUCUCGCGGAAGAUUCUCGAUGAAUGGAAACCGACCGCGGCAGUGAUUAACGGUGAGAAACUUUUAGAAAUUAUUGACACGAGGAAAGAUGUUGAAUCCAUUUUCUGGAAUUUUUCUACAAGAUUACUUACUCGACGCAAGGUACAUCGGAGAACGUGUACGACACGAUGCGCAAAGAGGCCACGCCAACGAAUAAUAGCACAUUUCAAGAGAUCGACGAGGCGAAAAAGCUGCCAACGACAAAAAUGCUGGUCAAGCCAACUGAGUCACGGUCAAGAGCUUAAAAAAAAAACAAACGAAAGGCGAGGACAAGUUUUACGAGUUUACUCUAGCACAAGACGUAUCAAUUUUAUAUUCGUAACUCGGGUUACACGCCAUGUUUUACCAUCAAAACUUGAGCGAUAUUCAAGCUUUUUAUUCGGAUAUUUGAGUAUAUCUGGUACAACGCGAAUGUAUUUUAUAAUUAUAGUACAAAAAUUUCGAUAAAACGAUUCGAGAAAGAAUUCAAAUACGAGGACGAAGGAAGGAAAAACUUGAAUUCGUUGAAAAGUUGAAAAUUUAAAGAUAUGUAUUAAAAAACAGAAUGAGGGGAAAACGGAAAUGGAACGAUGCGAUAGCAUAGAAUAAGAUCGAAUGAAUUACAGUGGGUAACGCGAGAAGGGAGAACAAUGCGAAUUCGAGGCGCAAGAAAAUUCCUGCGAGCGAUUAAUGACGAUCUUGAGGAUCGUAUUAUACGAACUUGACACACGAAAACGGUUGUAUGUAACGGAGUCGAUCGAGAUCGAUUCUAAUCGUAGUUUCGAGAGACUGAAAAAUUUUCACUGCCGACUUUCACUCGUCUACCAAGAACACUUCGCGUUCACAAAAGAAUGAAAUGAACAUCUGUCCGACAUCUGUGAGUGGAUUUUAAAGCUUAUGGGUCAAAUUAUUCAGAUUUGAAAAUAUAAAUACUUGUAUAUAAAUUCGUAA
Apis mellifera (honey bee) is the source of this 1260-nucleotide messenger RNA. RefSeq lists its product as uncharacterized. Lineage: Eukaryota; Metazoa; Arthropoda; Insecta; Hymenoptera; Apidae. The coding region runs from base 1 to 777 and encodes 258 amino acids. The record is from RefSeq and is a predicted model, not a curated record. The transcript is spliced from 4 exons.